AGGGGAGAUGAGUGAGAGGAAGCAGGCAGCAAGAUGCAGGGACUUGUAAGGUGGUGUGAGAGACACGAGGAAGAUGUCCCAGGUGGCAAGGCCCAGAGCUGGCUUUGGACGUUGACCUCAGGACCCCAAGGUGCCCAAGUCCCUGGGGGCGGGUUCAGAGGAGGCUGUGACCUCCCAGAGCUCCAUGGAGCCAGGGACCUGUCUCUGGCUGCUGCUUCUUCUCCUGCUGCUGUUCUGUGCCUCAGACUCCCAGGCAGAGAAUGUGUAUACCACAGUCCGUCACCGAGAGGGGGAGACACUGUCUGUUCAAUGCUCCUACACGGUGCGUUCUGACCGAUGGGAGGGCAAGGUCUGGUGCAAGGUGAGGAGGAAGAAGUGUGACUCAGGAUUCAGUCGGGGCUCAGGAUUUAGUCCCCCCUACCAGCUCCAUGAUGACUCCCAGGCCGGUCUCCUCAUCGUCACCAUGGAAAGACUUCGACACCAGGAUUCUGGGAAAUACUGGUGUAUGAGGAACAGUUCACGCUCCCUCUACCCUGUGAAGGGUAUUCAGCUGGUGGUUUCACGAGCUCCUUCGACUGAGAGAAACACCCCACUGAUUACAAAGGAAGCCUCCAUCCAGGAACCAGGCCACAUCUUCAGGAUUUCUGUCACCCCUGGCCCAUUACUCAAUGAGGACAAAGACAUGCCCAUGUUUUCUCCCAUCACUACUUCUAUACCUGCCUCAGUGGGCAGGAUGCCAGCUGACACAGUUACUCUCCCUACAAUAGCCAGAGCAGUGACCCCUGUGCCUAGAGUGACCAGGAGAUCCACACCAGUCACCAGACCCAUAACCACUGCCUUGUUAAGGAUGACCACAAGACCCACAGCAACUAAUGUAUCUCCUCACAAGGCAAGAUCCACUCAUGUUGCUCCAGUGAUGUUGAUCACAGUCAAGACCAGAUCCCCCAGUACCAGAUGCACCACCACCAUAUCAUACCCCAAGAGAUCACCUCCUAAAAGUAUCAACAACUCUGGCCUCGCUGUCCCCAUGUUGUUGGGGGGAAGUUUUGCAUUCCUGAUGUUUUCAGUUGUAAUAUAUGUCCUAUGGAAAAAGAAACGCAUGGGAAGUUACUAUGUAUGAGAUGCUCCAGUUUUACCCUGGUCAAAUAGGCCUGAAGAACUGGAACCCUCAGAAGCAGGCUAAGUCUAAGUAGUCUGAGACUACCCUGUCCCAGCCACGAUGGAAGGAAGAUCAUCUUCCAACUGGCUCUCAGGUGCUGGAAUCAGCAGAGAGGAAGAUGGUUAAUGAAGAGUUGAUUCCAUUGUCCAGUGGGAUGAGAAUCCAUCCCUGCUCCUGAAUUCAGAGGAUGGCUGCCUAUUAUAGGAGGAUUUGGGUAAUACUGGGGGUUGUAUUUGUCUUUAGAAACCAGAUACCAUUCCCCUCCCAAACCUGAAGGCAAUGAAUGAGAAAGCUCAGUCUCCAGCCCAUUGCUGAUGGGGCAGAAGAGUGGGGCAGAGACCCAGACAGCCUGCUCAGCUUGGGAAAAUUCCGUUGUGAGCCUUUGCAGGCAGGCAGUGACACUAGAUGCAGCAUUGAAAUCUUUUCUAGAGCUACCACCUGAAGACAGGAGGAUCUUGAGCCUUCUCUUGGUUAUAAGGUUAUCCUAGAAAGAAUUCCAGAACAGAGCAAACCUGGGAUAAUGCCCCCUAAGAUGAUACCAGAGGGAUCUUUCAUUCUGCCCCGAUUACAUAAAUCCUAAUGGAUAGCAGUUCAAAUCUGG
Dromiciops gliroides (monito del monte) is the source of this 1760-nucleotide messenger RNA. It is a transcript of the gene TREML2, whose product is annotated as triggering receptor expressed on myeloid cells like 2. NCBI's taxonomy places the organism in Eukaryota, Metazoa, Chordata, Mammalia, Microbiotheria, Microbiotheriidae. Gene Ontology annotation, cellular component: cell surface. The transcript is spliced from 6 exons. The record is from RefSeq and is a predicted model, not a curated record. The coding region runs from base 185 to 1120 and encodes 311 amino acids. Gene Ontology annotation, molecular function: signaling receptor activity.